UUUUCAGUUUACAAGAAUUGUACAGAAGUUUAUCAGUUCGGUAUAAAGAUCAAUGGGGUGUACAAAAUCAAUCCUGAUGGUCUGGGCGAAUUUGAAGUGUACUGUGAUCAGAAAACUGCUGGUGGAGGUUGGACAGUGUUCCAACAGAGGCAAGAUGGCUCCGUGGAUUUUUACCGCCCUUGGCAUGACUACAAACGAGGCUUUGGUAAUCUGAACGGCGAGUUUUGGCUCGGAUUGGACAAGAUUCAUCGUUUGACUGUAAGCGGCAGUUACAAGCUUCGCGUGGACUUGGAAGAUCUUCAAGGCAGUCCAGCAUUUGCAGAGUACAGUUCAUUCGCUGUGACGAGCGAGAGGGUGAAAUACAAACUGAGUUUGGGCAGUUAUAUUUGGGCAGUUAUUCAGGUACGUCUUUUUAGGACACUUCAGUAUGCAAUUUUCCGCCCAAGAUAUCGAAUAUGAAGAAAGCCCCACGUAUCAGGCCUUCUAUCAUUUGCCCGUUUCUCUUCUUUCUCCAAAGAAAGUCAAGAAAAGCCUUAGUGCCGAGGCUACAUCCAGCCUCGUCCCCAGAUCAGUUCGCGCUAUGCGAAUAGGGUUUUUAAAAUACCACGACGGCGACGACAACGAGAACGUCAAAAAGCAAUGCUUUAAGAUUAGCAAAACAACAACUCUGCACGUGCAUCACGCUUUUUUGUACAUUUCAUUGCCAUCACUGACACUGUUCGACUACCGCGGGAAAAUGCCCAAUUUCACGUUUUUAUGGAGGACGUAAACAAACGAUGGCUAAAUUUUCCUUCUCUUUCUUAACUUAAAUAUGGUUCUAUAAUACGAACUCGACUCAAAAAAUAGUUCGUUGCAUUUGACAAAGUAAAUGAGUUAAAGUCAUCGCGGUAGAGGUUGAAAGAACCCAAAUUCACCUUUCGAGCGACGUUUUCGUGGCCUUCGCCGUCGUGGUAUCUUAAACCCCCUAAUGAUCGGAGGAGUCUGGGAACCGAACGUCCAGGGCGAAUACUGCCGACAUACUUAAAGGGGACGUCACAUCAAAACUCGCCAAGGACGACCGGUAAUGAUGCUGGACUAUACGAUAUAAACGCAAAUCUAGACUGACUACUUGCUCUACUUUGUUAGUGUGCGUCAAUUUAAAAAGGGAACUUGUAUAACUUACGUUUUGAGACUUAAAAGCUUGUAAAACUAUUUGAACAAAAUUUACUACAUGAUGAAUAAAUAAAUAUAAUUUUACUGGUCACUUGGUUUUCUCCAGUCAGCAGCAAUAUUCAAAUCAAAAGCCUCUCAUUCAUCAUAUGAAAAAUAGGGACACUAUAAUUCAAGGUGUUGUUUUUGUCCUUUUUUAAGGUACCGCUGGAGAUUCCCUUAAUACACACAGAGGACAGCCAUUUACCACCAAAGAUCGUGACAAUGACAAUAACGGUGGUAGUAACUGUGCCGUGAAAUAUAAAGGCGCAUGGUGGUAUAACAAUUGCUACCAAUCCAACCUGAAUGGUUUGUAUCUUCACGGAAAGGUCAGUUGUCAAGGAAUAGCGUGGUUCCUUUGGAAAAGUAACUGCUACUCUGUGACGAGAUCUGAGAUGAAGAUACGUCCAACGGAUUUUUAA
Messenger RNA from Porites evermanni, 1610 nucleotides. Lineage: Eukaryota; Metazoa; Cnidaria; Anthozoa; Scleractinia; Poritidae. The record is from the annotation of a GenBank genome assembly.